Rhopalosiphum padi (bird cherry-oat aphid) is the source of this 1537-nucleotide messenger RNA. Its product is annotated as dehydrogenase/reductase SDR family member 7. NCBI's taxonomy places the organism in Eukaryota, Metazoa, Arthropoda, Insecta, Hemiptera, Aphididae. Bases 458 to 1426 code for a protein of 322 amino acids. The transcript is spliced from 7 exons. The record is from RefSeq and is a predicted model, not a curated record.
CAGACCGGACAGUUAUAACCUUAACGUCCUUAACAGUUAACAGUUAACUGGCCGGUAGUAUUGUUGUCGUCAUAUUUUUCGCGUAUAUACAUAUUAUUACCUCAGACCUCCUACUAGUCUUACUAUUAAUUAUACUACUUAAUUAUAAUAAUAAUAUCAUCGGCUUGUAUUAUUAAUUGUAAAUUGUAAUUAAUUAUUCAUUUUAUGACACAAUUAUGUUAAAUUAAAAAAUAAUGUGAACUCAUUUUCAAUCAUAUUAUUAUUUUACCGAUUACUAUACUUUACUUCUCUAUAUCCGAUUGUUUUUUUUUAAUAUAACAUAUAACCACUUACGUAUUAUGAUCUAGUAGGUAGUCGUUAUUGAAUUGAAGUGUAUAGGAGGUACUUGCCUACAGUUUAUGUAGUUUAAUUCUUUAAUCAUCCUCAAUCGUACCCGUCGCAGUCGCCUACAAUACUCAUGGGGUUUUUGAGUUUCAUCGGGCUCAUUGUAGUGUUAAAGUUUCUUGUGUAUUUUGUGUUGUUCUUUACCAGUGAUACAGAUUUGGAACUUUGGUUUUAUGACAAGUUCAAGAGAAAUCUCGAUUCGUUUAAAGACAAGGUAGUUUGGAUUACUGGUGCUUCUAGUGGAAUUGGUGAACACAUUGCGUUAAACCUUUCUAAACAUGGCGCCAAACUUGUUUUGUCUGCUAGAAAUAAAGACAAAUUAUAUCAAGUUAAAAAUCGUUGUAUUGAACUUAGUGAAGGGAAGUUAACUGCUAAAGAUAUACUUGUAUUACCAAUGGAUGUCACUGAUGUAUCCAAACACAAUUCAUUGUUUGAUAACGUUAUUAACCAUUUCGGCAAACUUGAUAUACUUGUAAAUAAUGCGGGUCGUUCACAACGAGCUGUGUGGGAAGAUAUUGAACUUGGAGUCGAUCAAGAAUUAUUUGAUUUAAAUGUAUUUCCUGUUAUAAAUCUAUCAAGAAUUGCUGUGAGAUAUUUUAAUCAAGUCGGACAUGGUCAAUUAGUGGCCACUUCUAGCAUUGCAGGAAUUAUACCAGCUCCAUUUUCUGCAACCUAUGAUGCAACUAAACAUGCUCUUCAUGGCUAUCUUGGAGCUUUACGUCUAGAAAAAUUGAACACUAAUAUUCACAUUACUCUAUUAUGUCCGGGUCCUGUUUUUACCAAUUUUCUUAAAGAAAGUUUUACAGGUCAACCAGGAGAAAAAUAUGGAUUAACACAUUCACCAACCGACAACAGAAUGAGUGCUGAAAGAUGUGCACAUUUGUCAUGUGUGGCAAUAGCAAAUAAAUUAAAAGAAUCAUGGAUGGCAAAGUUUCCGUUUAUUCUAAUUGUAUAUUUUGCAAUGUACUAUCCAGUGAUAUCAUACAAAUUUUAUGAACUCUACGGCUACAAAACCAUUAAUAAAUUGCGAGACAAUCGAUGAGUACAAUUAUAAUUCAAAACUUGAAGAUAUCAAUGUGUUUUAUUUCAAUUAAUAUUUAUUAAUUUAAUCAUAUUUUAACAACUUUAAAUAUAAAUACAUUUUUAUGUUACA